This is a messenger RNA of Dentiscutata erythropus, 3353 nucleotides long. The record is from the annotation of a GenBank genome assembly. NCBI's taxonomy places the organism in Eukaryota, Fungi, Glomeromycota, Glomeromycetes, Diversisporales, Gigasporaceae.
AUGCAGCAGCAAUCUAAUUUGGAAAUCCCUUCGUUCGCAAUCUCUCAUAUUUCAGAAUAUUUUCAAUUUAAUUGUGAAAAAUUAUUACGAAAAAUCGGGAAUAAAAACUAUGAACCAAAAAAAAAUAAAGAAGCAAAUUAUGAAAGAAAAGUUAAUAAAAAACAAAACCUAGAUCACUCAACAUUAAAGGAAGCCUCACAAAAUAGAGGCAUAAAGUUUGAAACAAAAGUUCGCAACGAGUUAAAAAAUGUGACCGAUUACAAAAACAAAUACAAAUCCCCUGCUGAAGCGCGAAAAAUUUUAAUAGAUGCUCAAGCAGGUCAAUUUUUAUAUCAACUAAAAUUCGAGAUACCAGACGAUUUAUAUGAUAAAUUAAGAAUCAAGAAUAUUAUUAAGCUAAGUCCCUUUGUUCCUGACUUCAUUCAAGUCGUCGAGGAAGGCGGUGAAAAGCAAUUAAUGAUAUGGGAUGCUAAAGCAGCAAAAAAAAUACGCUAUUCUCAUAAGUUCCAAGUUGCGUCAUACGCUUAUCUUUUAGAUCAUAUAACCAAAUAUAUUCCUGGAAUUUCGAUUUCUCGAAUGUGUGGAAUAUUUUUACCGUCAACCGACGGCAUAAAAAGCAUAAAAAAAACUUUUUCUAUAGAUUUCAUGCUUCCUAGAGUUGACCGAUUUUUAAGUGAAAAACUUCCACGAAUAGUAUCAGCUUCAGAAGUUCCAUGGCAUUAUAAUCAUAGUUGUAAAACUUGUGAAUUCGUAAAAGAUUGUCGUGAAGAUGCAAAAGGGACAAUCGCAAUGAUCCCAUAUUUAUCCGCGGAUGAUGCGUCAUAUUUGAAACUAACUGUUCAGAAAAAUAAACUACCAAAUAAAAAUGAAGUUGAUAUUGAAGAUUUGGCUAAUUACGUAAACAAUUGUCAAGUUGAUAGAAAAGUAAAACAAAUUAUUAGAUAUGAUGAGAAACGUAAAAAAUCACCGUAUCUUGAAUAUAAACCAGAAAAUGCCCAGUUUAUCGGUUGGGCUAUACAACUUUGUACUGAUUCUGGAAAAAUCAUAAAAAAGUUUUCUAAUUUGAAAUCUGAAAAAGACGAAACUCUAUCGUCAUUUAUUUCAUUGAUGAGUAGUUUUGUCACACAUUUAGAAAAAGUAUUCAAAUAUUUAUGUCGGAAAAAAUCUCGAGCAUGUAUAUUUGUUUAUUCUGAGCAGGAAAAAAUUCUAAUUCAAGACUCAUUGCUUAGACUAAUAACAUUGGAUCCUGAUAAAAUUUCUAAAGUCAUUCAGCAUAAAGCAAUGCAAUGUCUCCUUAAUCUUUUUGAGGAUUGUUCACUUUUGUUGGCCAUUAAAAAUGAUGAUAACGAAAAUUCAAAAAUUCCCGAUGGAUGGAGAGAGUUUCCUAGACUAAUCGUUCUGGAACACUCUUUGAGAGAAAAUGUUGCAAUAAAUGUUCCAGGUUUUUAUCUAAUUACUGACGUUUGGGAACAAAUGGUGAAACCUAAAUAUAGUAAUUUGGAGGAGAUAAAAAAUCUUGACCCUGAUGCUAUACAAUCUAUCGAUCUCGAAUAUAUAUAUGCAACAUGGGAAUCCGUGGAUAAAAAAAAGGUUAAUUUGCGUCUUAAAGGUAGAUGCUAUUUUUUUAAUAUUGCUUAUUACGACCUCCUUAAGGAAUUUACAAAUGAAAUAGAAUCAAUAUUAAUCUUUUACCCUCAAAAUUCCCGAAAGAGAGCAGACCGAUUAAAAGAUUUUAUUCAGGGUGAAGUUACAUGUGGAAUUCUCUUAAAAUUUGAUAAUAUUGUCGAAAAGAAUUAUUAUAAUGAAGAAGUGACAGCUCAGUUCAUCAUUGUCUGCGAUGAAAAAUCUCACAAACUCGAAAAAAGUAGUUUCACAGACUUCAUUUUGACUGAAGAUUCUGAGGAGGGAACUUGUGAGGCAAUUUGCUUUUCUGAUAUGGAAUAUAAAAAUAAGUUCUCUGACUGUCCGUUGCCAGUUCUUGCUCUCAUAAAAGUAGAUAAUAACUCCAAAGGCAUUACUAUCCAUUUAAAAGGGAAAUUCCAAAAGAAUGUAAAUGGUGAUCCAAAAGAGUUUAAGCUUCGAAAAGAUGCCAAGUAUCGUCUAUAUAAAAGAUAUUUAGAUUUUAAUACGGAUAAGAUUCUAAAAAUGCUUAUUGAUAUUUAUAAACAAGAAAACUCUUUAUUCCUGGACAUCUUAAAAGAUCCAAAUGCAUGGAGUUUUUCACUUCCAGAGAUACCAAAGAGUAAAUGCGAUUCCUUCUCUAUGUCUUCAUCACAAAAAACAAUUCCAGAAGCUUUGUUAGAAAAAAGGCUACAAAUUGUCUGGGGUCCACCUGGAUCUGGAAAAACUCAUUUCCUUGCGACUAAAGUAAUACCUUGGCUUGUAGAAAAAAAAGAAAAUACUAUUAUUGGAAUCACGGCUAAUACCAACACCGCUAUAGAUAACCUGUUAAAACGUAUUGGUGUACAAAAGCAAAAGCAUAAUAAAAUGAAUGAUUUUUUAUUGCUUCGAAUGAAUACAAGCUCCUCUAGAUCCUCUAACUCUAAUGACAUAAAAUUUUAUAAGCCUGAAGAACUAGGAGAGAUAAUCAAAUAUGCGGGUAAACCUAUCGUUGUCGGAGGUACAAUAUGGGUUUGGCAUAAAAUUCAUAAGAAUAAAUACUGUGAUAUUAUGAUUAUAGAUGAAGGAUCGCAGCUUCUGGUUUCGGACGCUUGCGUCGCUCUGGAAUGCUUGAAUCAAGCCAAUGGGAAGUUAAUUAUUGCUGGUGAUCACAUGCAACUUGGACCCAUCAUUAAAAACACAUAUCCUGCUUUUUCAGAUGAUCACCCACUUAUUUUUGGGUCUAUUCAACAGUGCUUGAUGAGAAAAAAUUGUAACCUCAACAGUUUUUUUAAAAAAAUAUAUGGUGAUGACUACGAAUCAGUAAGAACUUCGGAGUGGGAUUUUAAAAAUGAUAAUAUAAAAAAUCCUGUUAUCAAGCAGAUAUUGUCUCCUGGAAGAGUAAUGACUUUAGUAAAGUUAAAUAAUCACGAUAGUCGCGAAAAAUCAGAAUUAUUAGAAGCGGAUGUUGUUGCUGAAAUAGUAUCAGCAUAUUUUGAUGCAAAUAAGUCAAGUCAAUCAUCAUUGUUUAUUGUUACACCACAACAUAGUCAACGACUUGCUAUCCAAUCUCGAGUUGGAAAAUAUUUAUCUAAUAAUAAUUUAAAAAUAGACACCGUUGACAAAAUGCAAGGACAAGAAGCAGACCUUGUUAUUGCGUGUUUCGGAUUUCAUGAUAACAAUGAAAUCGCUCGAAAAUCCAAUUUUCUAUUCGAUCCAAAUCGUUGGAACAACGUGGCUAUUAGUCGAGCAAG